GUGUACGGGCGAUUCUGGUUGGAAUUUAUGUGAUUUUUUUUAGUAGUCAUAUCGGAUUUUUCGAAUGAUGAGUACGUAUACGAUUUGGGGCAUUGAUUGCUCUUCUCUCCCCCAACUUUUACCUUCUUUCCUUAAUUGCGGAGGAUUCGAGAAGAUCUUGUUCCUUGUGGGGCUUUUACUCAUUGGGUUCUCUUCCCAUUUAGCCACAAUGUGUGUAUGUAUGUGUGUGAAAUAUAUCUUUUCUUCUCUAUAGGCAAGGAAUUGGGCUAUUUGUUACAGCAACAUUUGUGCCUUUUGCGUUCUUCAUGUGCAAAAAUGGCAGGUCAAUUUUUCUAUGGGACAGGAUGUGACUUUGGAAUUUGAGAAUCAUUCCCAAUCAAGGCAUACUCGCAAAAUUGUUCAACCCUCUUGUCGCAGCAAGGAAAAAGCAGAAGAUUGUAAGAAAAAAAGACAAACAACUAGCAGAUAUUACCAUUUGAAAAGUUCAGAUGGCGACUUUAGAGAAUUACCCCUUGACCGCAUCCCAAAUUUCCAUUGCAAAAGCUUACCUUCCAGAACCUUCGAACCGAAUCUGGAAGAAAACGCAGUGCUAAAACGUGGCUCUAUGUAUCAGAGCUCCAGAGAAGUAAGGAGGAUGAGAAAGCUCAAGGAGGGAAGGAGGAAAAUAGAUUCAGCUUAUGAUGAAGGCGCAUUUCUCUCCUUUAAGAUUGUCGAUUCAGUGUCUCAACCCAGCACAAGCGAAAUACUUCCGCUAUGCAAGGAGAACAGAUCGCCUCUCGUCGCCUUGUAUGCUGAACCAAAGUCAUCUUCUUCUGACCCAGCUCACCCAAUCACUGGAAGAUCCGUGGAAUUUCUUGAUCUUUCAUUCCGUGAUCUUCCUGAGAAGCGCUUGAAAGGUGAUGAUACUUCAAGCCCAGAUUUCAGUUUUCAGAAAAUGCACUUAUUAGAUGAACUGUUGGAGAUCUCUCUUGACUAUGAGGAGACUAAAAGUCAUUGCAGAAGAGCAGCCCCUGGCAAAAGCUUUCCUGAAACAGACACAGUAGGUGCUCUUCCCAAGUCAUUUUCGACCAAGGUAGGACUAGUUGAUUCUCCUAGCCAACCGGAGGUCGUCAUUAAAAAUGCAACCUCAAAAGCUCGACCAAGCCCAUUCAAGAGGAUGUUGGACCCAAUCAUGAAGUCCAAAUCUAUGAGAAGCUCAUCUCUCCUUGAACCGGAAUCAGCUAAUUUGACUGAUCCUGUGAACGUCAGGAGGAACGGAAUCUCUCGUAAAUCUUUGUUGAACGACUUCUCGAAGGCAACAAAAAAUUUGGAGUCUACUCAUCAGUCUGUUGGGGAAGAUCGAUUCAUGACAACUGCUUCUUCACCUGCUCAUCUACAUGCUGUUCUUAAGUUGGACUUCAACAACGGCGUCCCAUCUUUCGAGUUCUCCACUAAGUACCCAGAAGAUGUUCUUUCUGCAAAAGCAUGGAAAACAGGAAAUGCAUAUAACUGGGUCUACACCUUCCAUAGUUAUAACAGGAGGAUUAGUAGCGGGGGACGAUCUAGCAAAGAUAAGCAUGGGCAUUCACCUCCGAUUGUUGGCCAAAUGCAGGUCUCCUGUUAUCUGUGCUCAGAAGUAAGAGACGAUGGAGUUUUGAGUAACUCCACUGUAACCGAGUUUGUUUUAUACGACAUUGCUCAGGCCAGACGGAGCUUUGCUGUUGAAGAGAGAACUCAGUACUCAUCAAGUUCAGUUCACCCUUCCACAUCUAGUGUUGCUGAAAACUUGGGCACAUCGGAACAGCAACACCACUUAGGAGACACUUUAAAUAGUAGCUGUGAUUAUCCUGCCUCUACCUCUUACCCAUGGUCACAAUCAGAUUUACAUCCGCAUCUGGAAAUUGCGGCUAUUGUUAUUCAAAUACCUUUUAACAAAAAAGACUGCUUACGAGAACUGAAGAGACGAGGGGUCAAUUUACCAAAUGCCACUUCUGUUGAUCAGAGAAGGGAGACGACCACGAAUAUCUCGUGUCCUAAUGUGGUAAAAGUGGUUACUCCUAGCGGGCCUCACGGAUUGCCUAAUGGUGACGAUGCGGGUCCUUCUUCGUUAUUAGAUAGAUGGAGAUUCGGCGGAGGCUGUGACUGUGGUGGGUGGGACAUGUCCUGUCCAGUUGUUGUGUUUGAGAAUCCAUGUGAUGAUGAUUGGGCUAACUGCUUGACAAUGGAGAGCAAGAAACCAUUGGAGCUUUUUGUUCAGGGAAGCAAGGAAAAGAUACCUGCACUAUCCAUAAUGGCCGAUGGAAAAGGACAAUAUUCGAUUUACUUUCAUGCGCAACUAUCGGCAUUACAAGCGUUUUCCAUCUGCAUCGCCAUGUUACACUGUUCCGAAGCUUCUUCAGCUGUUGUUGGUCAAGAGAAGAACAAGCACAAGUUGUACUCGAAUUCGCUGAAGCUGCUCCUCGAGGAAGAAGUGAGACAGUUGAUCGAAGCAGUCGCGCUCGAAGAAAAGAAGAAGACCAAAAAGAAAGCGGAGCAGAUCCCGCCGGCUUUCUUGCUCGACCCGCCCUUUUCUCCGAUGGGAAGAGUCUAGAGAACGAACGGAUAUAUGGAGGAAGAAUUAUUGCGGGAAUCGAAGAGAAUUAGCGAGGGAUAUGGGUGCUCAAAUUAUUUUUUGUAUCCUUUGUUCAUGUGAAUUUUGUGUUUCAACUCCUGUUCAUAUUAUUUAUAGUGGUCACAGGCAGCAGCGUCCAUAUGUUUUUGUAGCUUGUAGUGAGAAAAAGGGUGUUACAUUCUAUGAAUGGUGCGCAAAUGUGGCACUUUGGAGCCAGAAGCCAUCUUCUGAAAUAAAUAGAAUUAUUAUGCCUAUCAGUUCCAGAUUUC
Messenger RNA from Ananas comosus (pineapple), 2859 nucleotides. RefSeq lists its product as uncharacterized. Bases 335 to 2569 code for a protein of 744 amino acids. The transcript is spliced from 3 exons. Lineage: Eukaryota; Viridiplantae; Streptophyta; Magnoliopsida; Poales; Bromeliaceae. The record is from RefSeq and is a predicted model, not a curated record.